AUGGUUGAAAUUACCUAUCAAAACACAACUUUCACUUUUCCUGUGUACUCAACAAAACUCAACGUUUCAGAUGCUUUCAAAAUUCCCGAAGAUUUUUUCUAUUUGACUGACAAGGGUGGUCGUUACAAAACGACAUUGCGGAAUGGAGAUAGUUUAAGAAUUAAUAUUCGAGGGGCGGGAGGAAAAGGGGGAUUUGGCGCACUUUUGAAGGACAGCUCGCAACGUGUCGCGAAGGAGAAGUUACCCGAAGAUUACUUUGACAUGUCCCGUGACCUUGAGACGGGGAAGCGAGUGUAUAAAAUUCGCGAAGAGGCUGAAAAGGAGGAGAAGAAGCAUUUAGAACAAGUCGAAAAGGCGAUCGUUGAAAAGCGCGAGGAACAACAAGAGAAAGAGGUCUUAACACAAAAGCAACAUCAGAUAGAGAAGACGGAACAAACUAUAGAAAAACUUCGAACACAGAUCCGUGAAGAUAUCAAAAUAGGAGGGAUGAAAAGAAAACGCCCUAUAAGGGGUGUCGUUCCGCCAAAAAUUGGGAUAACUCAAGACGGAACGCCAGACACACGAGAUUUUGUGGAUGAGUUGGAUCCAUUUUAA
Entamoeba invadens IP1 is the source of this 594-nucleotide messenger RNA. RefSeq lists its product as hypothetical. Bases 1 to 594 code for a protein of 197 amino acids. The transcript has a single exon. The record is from RefSeq and is a predicted model, not a curated record. NCBI's taxonomy places the organism in Eukaryota, Evosea, Mastigamoebida, Endamoebidae.